AUGGGAGAAUUUGACUUAGAAAAAACAGCCAGCGUGAAGCCUGCUUCGAGCAGCGACUCGUCCAACAUGGUCGAUUCAGACGCCACCCGUCUCGCCGAGAUGGGUUAUACCCAGGACCUGAACCGCAACUUCUCCAUCCUCUCGCUGGUGGGAAUUGCCUUCUGCAUGUCCAACUCGUGGUUCGGUAUCUCCGCCUCCAUGAUUACGGGUAUCAGCUCCGGUGGAACGGUGCUGAUCAUCUACGGUCUGCUCUGGAUCACCAUUGUGUCGAUGGCGGUGGGAUCGUCCCUCGCUGAACUGGCCAGUGCCAUGCCCAACGCCGGUGGCCAGUACUUCUGGGCGCACGAACUGGCUCCGCGGAAGUGGGCUCGCUUUGCCUCGUAUCUGACCGGCUGGUUCGGCUAUGCAGGUGCCAUCUUCGCGUGCUCCAGUGUCGUCCUGGGUCUGGCACAAGGCUGUGUGGGCAUGUGGAAGCUGGGUCACCCUGAUUUUGAGAUCGAGGCCUGGCAUAUCGUUGCCACAUACCAGGUGAUCAACUUCUGGUGCUACCUAUUCAACUGCUGGGGCAAGACUCUGCCCUGGGUAGCCAAGAUGACCCUCUACAUCUCGCUUGCGAGCUACUUCAUCAUCCUGGUGACCGUCCCCGCCUGUGCUCGUCCGCACGCCAGUGCCGAGUUCGUCUUCGGCCACUUUAGCAACCAGACCGGCUGGAAGUCUGACGGCAUGGCUUUCAUCGUCGGCCUGAUCAACCCCAACUGGAUCUUCGCCUGCCUCGACUCUGCCACCCACCUUGCCGAGGAGGUCCCCCAACCCGAGAAGAACAUUCCUAUCGCCAUCAUGGCCACCGUGGCUAUCGGCGCCGUGACCUCGUGGACCUACUGCGUGUCCAUGUUCUUCGGUAUCAAGGACCUGAGUACCCUGGUCAGCUCCACCACCGGUGUCCCCAUCCUUGAGCUCUAUUACCAAGCCCUCAACAACAAGGCCGGUGCCAUCGUCCUCGAGACCCUCUUGAUAGUGACUGGUAUGGGCUGCCAGAUCGCCUGCCACACCUGGCAGUCGCGUCUGUGCUGGGCCUUCGCCCGUGACCGUGGUCUGCCCGGUCACCAGUGGCUGUCGCAGGUGAACAAGACACUGGAUGUGCCUCUGGUGGCGCACUCCGUCAGCUGCUUCAUCGUCGGAGCCCUGGGCCUGCUGUACCUUGGUUCGUCCACUGCGUUUAACAGUAUGAUGACCGCCUGUAUCUCUCUGCUCUACGUCUCCUAUGCCAUCCCCGUCGUGUGCCUGUGGUACCAGGGCCGCGACAAGAUCCAGCACGGUCCCUUCUGGCUCGGCAAGCUGGGUGCGGCGGCUAACAUCAUGACGAUUCUCUGGACGAUCUUCUGUAUUGUGAUGUACUCGUUCCCGUCUUCGAUGCCGGCCACGACCUCGAACAUGAACUAUGUGUCGGUUGUGUACUUUGUGGUGGUGGUGAUUAUGCUGGCGGAUUGGUUUAUUCGUGGACACCGGUCGUUCAAGAGCGAGGAAAAGGGCGAGUUGGAGGUGAAGAUGGACGAUUCGGAGUAA
Messenger RNA from Penicillium argentinense, 1563 nucleotides. RefSeq names its product putative choline transport protein Ctr. The record is from RefSeq and is a predicted model, not a curated record. The transcript has 2 exons. Gene Ontology annotation, molecular function: transmembrane transporter activity. Gene Ontology annotation, cellular component: membrane. The coding region runs from base 1 to 1563 and encodes 520 amino acids. NCBI's taxonomy places the organism in Eukaryota, Fungi, Ascomycota, Eurotiomycetes, Eurotiales, Aspergillaceae. Gene Ontology annotation, biological process: transmembrane transport.